Molecule: messenger RNA, 1671 nt
Organism: Balaenoptera acutorostrata (minke whale)
Lineage: Eukaryota; Metazoa; Chordata; Mammalia; Artiodactyla; Balaenopteridae
Product: cytochrome P450 2S1
Exons: 9
Coding region: 187-1671 (494 amino acids)
Biological process (GO): xenobiotic metabolic process
Cellular component (GO): cytoplasm; intracellular membrane-bounded organelle
Molecular function (GO): oxidoreductase activity, acting on paired donors, with incorporation or reduction of molecular oxygen, reduced flavin or flavoprotein as one donor, and incorporation of one atom of oxygen; iron ion binding; heme binding
Source: RefSeq, a predicted model, not a curated record
GGCGGUGGUCUGGGAGAAAGAAAUCCGGCGGCGGGGAGAGAAUCCUGCCGGGAGGCAGGGGGAAAGGCUAGCUGCCCCGCCUCCCUCCGCCAGAUUUCUUCGGGGAAGGAGCCGCCCGGCACCCGCCCCCAACUGGCCCAGCCGCGUGGGGCGUCUGGGAGCCCGAGAAGCAGCCAACCUGCCGAGAUGGAGGCGGCGGGCACCUGGGCGCUGCUUCUGGUGCUGCUGCUACUGGUGCUGACGCUGGCGCUGCCUGGGACCCGGACGCGAGGCCACCUGCCCCCCGGGCCCACGCCGCUGCCGCUGCUGGGGAACCUCCUGCAGCUCCGGCCUGGGGCGCUGUACCUGGGGCUCUUACGGCUGAGUAAGAAGUACGGACCAGUGUUCACCGUGUACCUGGGACCCUGGCGGCGCGUGGUGGUCCUGGUUGGGCGCGAGGCUGUGCAGGAGGCCCUGGGAGGUCAGGCCGAGGCGUUCAGCGGACGGGGUUUGGUGGCAACAGUGAACGGAACCUUUGAUGGCCAUGGGGUUUUAUUCUCUAAUGGGGAGCGAUGGAGGCAGCUGAGGAAGUUCACCACGCUGGCCCUGCGGGACUUAGGCAUGGGGAAACGAGAAGGAGAGGAGCUGAUCCAGGCGGAGGCCCAGUGUCUGGUAGAGGCGCUCCGGAGGACCAGAGGAUCGCCUUUUGAGCCCUCACUGCUGCUGGCCCAGGCCACCUCCAACAUUAUCUGCUCCCUCGUCUUCCGCCUCCGCUUCCCCUAUGACAAUGAGGAGUUCAAGGCCAUGGUCCGGGCGGCUGGUGGCAUCGUCGUGGGGGUCAGCUCCCCGUGGGCCCAGACCUACGAGAUGUUCUCCCAGCUCCUGCAGCACCUCCCGGGCCCCUACACGCAGCUCUUCGGCCAAGUGCGCACGGUGGCUGCCUUCGCCGUCCAGCAGAUACAGCGGCACCAGAGGAGCCUGGACACCUCAGGCCCCGCACGCGACCUUGUGGAUGCCUUUUUGCUGAAGAUGGCAAAGGAGAAGCAAGACCCAAACACAGAAUUCACUGACAAGAACUUGCUGAUGACGGUCGUUUACCUGUUGUUCGCCGGGACGGUGACAGUCAGCACCACGAUUCGCUACACUCUCCUGCUCCUGCUGAAAUAUCCUCAGGUCCAAGAGCGUGUGCAGGAGGAGCUGACCCGGGAGCUAGGGCCCGGCCAGGCGCCAAGCCUGUGGGACCGAGCCCGCCUCCCCUACACGGACGCGGUUCUGCAUGAGGCGCAGCGGCUGCUGGCGCUGGUACCCAUGGGACUGCCCCGAGCCCUCGUCAAGACCACCCGCUUCCGGGGGUACACCCUGCCCCAGGGUACGGAGGUCUUCCCCCUCCUUGGCUCCAUCCUGCAUGACCCCGAGGUCUUCAAACAGCCUGAGGAGUUCAACCCAGGACGAUUCCUGGAUGCAGACGGAAAGUUCAAAAAGCACGAGGCCUUCCUGCCCUUCUCCUUAGGUAAGCGUGUCUGCCUCGGGGAGGGCCUGGCUCGGACCGAGCUCUUUCUCCUGUUCACCGCCAUCCUACAGGCCUUCUCGCUGGGGAACCCAUGCCCACCGGGUGCCCUGAGCCUCCAGCCAGCCGUCAGUGGCCUUUUCAACAUCCCUCAAGCCUUCCAGCUGCAAUUCCAGCCCCGCUGA